Messenger RNA from Chiloscyllium plagiosum (whitespotted bambooshark), 4038 nucleotides. It is a transcript of the gene mterf4, whose product is annotated as mitochondrial transcription termination factor 4. Lineage: Eukaryota; Metazoa; Chordata; Chondrichthyes; Orectolobiformes; Hemiscylliidae. Gene Ontology annotation, biological process: regulation of DNA-templated transcription. The record is from RefSeq and is a predicted model, not a curated record. Gene Ontology annotation, molecular function: double-stranded DNA binding.
AAACUGCUGCUUCUUAACAAAUUUAUUAAACUUUCUGAAAAUGGCUUACAAAAGUUUGAUUUCCUCUGAGUAGGUCACUGUGAUUGUGACUUCCCAAAACCAAAAACCCUUCCCUUUGAUGUUCAUGGUUGUGUAUUUGUCUCAACCACUCCAUGACAAAGAAGCUGCACAUUGUCACCACACAAAUAAAAAAGUAUUUCCUGAAACCCCUGUUGCAUUUAAUAGUGAUUUUUAUUUUUAUGAUCCUGACUAUUGGAUAUUCUCCAACAAGUGGAAACAUUUUCUGUCCACCUUCCCCAUUAGAACUCUUUUUGACCUCUACCAGAUCAUUCUUUGGUCUUCUGUGUUAGAGAGAAAAGUGACCCAGCCUGUUCAGACCUUCCUAAGUAACAUGUUGUUUUCAGUUCCCUCAUCAUUCCUGUGAAUCUUAUCGCAUAGUCUCCAGAGCACCCCUUUAUAAUAUGGAAAUGAGUACUUUCAGUGCAGUUCAGUGAAAAGGCGACAUCACACUUCGCCCUCAGAGCACCCGGAACGUUUAUCUCGGGAGCGGAUUGUCGGAGAGUCCGAGUCACCGACGGACACCGGGUGUCAACAGGAGAGAGCAUGAGGCGGAGGCUGAAAGAGGUGGCACAGCAGGCUGUAAGCUUGCACUGCCGACUCCACAGGAUCCAGGCACCAGUCAGGUAUUGGCCGCUCUGCACUACAUUAGAGAGACAUAAUGCUCAAAAUGCAGGUGUUUGGAUAUACACCUCUCGUGGCUUCUGUAAAGCUGGGAUUUCCAGGCAGUCUGAGAAAACAUCAUCAGACUCUCUUUCAGCUGCAAAGAUCAGCUCUGAGAUUUUGGAGAAUCUCGGGCAAACCGCUGCGAAGCAUUUUGGGAAGUCAGACAUUGAUGCCUCAGGGCUGGAGAGUGUGAUUGAGUCCAUUCUGAAGCUGGGUCUAAGCCAGGCUCAGGUUAAGCAGUUGCUCACUUUGAAUCCGAAAAUCGCUGUGCAACCUCCACAGAGGAGCCUCGCUGCGCUCAAUGUACUCAACUUCCUUGGCUUGAACCCAAGUAACAUUAUCAAGAUCCUGGAAAAAUGUCCAGAUCUGCUUGGAACAAAGGCACAUCAACUUCAGCCACUUAUUGAGAAUCUACAGAAGUAUGGGCUGGGAGAAGGCAGUCUACAACGUGUCUUGGUGCAUUCCCCACAGAUCCUGAAUCUUUCUGCAAAACAGGUGAACAACACAGUACGUUUCUUCAAAGACAAGUGUAUUUUCACAGCUGCACAGAUCACAGAAAUCCUCCGGACUUCACCUAAUGUCCUUUUUGAGAAAUUUGAAGAAUUGGAAUAUAAAUUCCAGUACGCCUACUUCCGAAUGGGUAUAAAACAAUCAGAAAUUGUAAAAUCCGCAUUGUUCCGGGUGUCGCUGGAAGAACUGAAGCAGCGUCACAUCUUCUUGGAACGACUAGGACUUUACCAGACUCCAGAUAAGAAGGGACAGACUCAGAUUGUAAACCCCAAACUGAAGGAUGUACUCUCCACCAGCGAGGACCAUUUUCUGGCUAAAGUGGCCAGGUCAACCCAGGAAGAGUUUGACAUCUUUAAGAAGCUACUGAGCUGUGAAGAGAUAGAGAAAGAAGAACUUGAGUCCUCAGAAUGGGGAGACGAAGAAGAACUCGAGAAGGACUACAGCAGUGAGGAAGAUGAUGGACCACUUGAGAGAAAUCGCUAAAGGUUAUAUUCCAGAAAGGGAUUAGAGUUGAUGAGUAAAUGGAGUAUUUGUGCUGGAGGAUACCAAUUAAAAUUGCAAAUGGGAAGCUACAAGCAUUAUUCAUUAAUUAAAAAAACAUUAUUCUCUGCUAGACUUUGUACAAAUGACCAUGUUUUAUACAGAUUUAAAAAUUGGUAGAAUGUAACUAUAAGCCAAUAUAGUGGAAAUUUAUUGUCGUUGGUAAGGUGCUAUAGCAAUACAGACCCUCUUUCAGUUACCGAUAUCAGCUAUUAGCCUGGUUGAGGUAACUAUCUCUAGACAUAUGAUGCAUGUCAGAAAUAUGUUCGAAGUAAAUUAAUCUUGCAGGUUACAACCCAGAGGAAAAGACCAAUGAAAACACACUUUAAAAAAAUAAAUGUGUUUAAGAUAAACUUUACUGUUCACACAGUACAAAUACAAAAAUAGUGUGUAAAGGAUAAGAAGAUACAAAGCUUAAAUAAUUCAUUCUGGCACUUAGAAUCCUUAUGCAAUAUAUAAUAGAUUACACUUUAUAUAAUUAUAGUGCUGCUUGGUGAUCCCAACAGGUUUGGCAAAGACUGGUUAAAACAAUUCUAAUGGGAUGUCUGACUUGUCUAAUAAGAUAUUGUAGGUGUUGAAUUACACAUCACAUAGAGCAGAACUUUAUAAUUUCACUUGUCAGACUAAGCCUUUUAGACCAACAGGAGUUUUCAGCAGUAACAGCCAGUUUAAUCAGAAUUAGUGUCAUGUUGUGAAGGGAGUGCUGGACAGCAAAUCCUGGACAUUCCUAUGUUGUGUUGUAUAUAACACAUUUGUAUUUUAAUGGUAGAAGAGAAACACAGAUGUGGAACUGAGUAAGUUUAACAGUGACAGAUCUGCUUUGAUAGCAUGAACCCCCCCCCCCAACCACACCCUAUGCACACACAUUUCUCACCAAGGGACCUUCCAUUCUUGAAAUGGGCUCACAGUGGGGGAAAGUGCUGGUUUAUAUACUCCCAAAUAAGAGUUAGUUACAUUAUUAAAGAACAGCUGACCAUUUCUUUAGGGAGGUAUGUAAUGCAACGGUUAACAAUCUCUUCACCAUGUUGCUUUUUUUUAGGAAUAGAAAUGAAGCCAGCUAUUAAAAAUAAACUAGUACUAAACUAACUUAAAUACAAAAGUAUUAAAUUUAAAAUAACUAUCCAUUUAACUUAUUCUGUACUAAAGCAAUGCUUUAGUGGUAACUUUAAUCUGGAACAAAGCAAUGCUGGAGAACUCAAAUUGCAAUACUCUAAUUGUAAAUCUACAAUAGUAAGUAGAGUGGGUUCUUUUUUGAUAUGUUUUAUUGAGAUCUAAUUCAAUUAAUUUUUAUGAAAUGAGGUGGUGGAGAUUGGUACAAUUACAACAUUUAAAAGGUAUCUGGAUAGGUAGAUGAUUAGGAAGAGUUUAGAGCAAUAUGGACUAAGUGCUGGCAAAUGGGACUAGAUUAAUUUAGGAUAUCAGGCCAGCAUUGAUGAGUUGGAUGGAAGUAUCUGUUUCUGGGCUACAGAUCUUUAUGACUGAGAGAUUAUCACUUCUAUCACUAAAUGGUUUCACCAUCAAUCCUUUGUUGUACAGUAAAAUGUAUAACUUUAGCAAGAAAUCAGUUGUAAUUUGAGAAAUGUACUGAAAUCAGUUUGAGAAGUAGCUGGAAACCUUAAGCAAGUGCAUUUCAUAGGUUGCAAACAACAGCCAUAAAAUGAGAAUUAAACAGAACAGUGUAGAAUAUUGGUGACUGAAAGAUUGCAGUUUUAAAACAAAAGUAUGCUGAACACAUUCACUUGGGAUUGGUGGUGAUCAACCAGACUCCAACGGUGACAGAAAACACCAUUUCUGGCAAUUCAAUUGGAAUGAAAGAGCAAGCUCAACUCAUUAGAUUUCACAAUGAAGAUUUCCAAGAUGCUCUGAUCACAACUCCUUCAUAUUCACCUUUUCCAUGGAAUGGUUGCAAAGAGCAAAAAUAAUGUUCUUGAAGUGUCUUAUUGAUGUUCAGCACCCUCAACGUGUGACCUUAAAUAUUCAAACUUUUUAAAAAUUGAGUGAUUUGUGUCCUAUAUAAUAGAAGUGUAAAUCUAAUGACAAUAAAAUAACAUACUUUAUAUUCUAAUACAGGAGUGUUAAACUUGGAACAAACCCUUACAAAUAUGCUCCCAACUAUUGUGUAGCCACUCAAAAAAAAAAGCAUAGUCAGUAUACAGUUAUUUCAGUUUGGAUUUGUUCUUUAGGGCGAGUUUGCAUUUCUUUCUGGACUAAGGCACUUUCAGGGAAGCAUUCAGAUUUCCAUUACCAGUCUGAUGCAUGUUAGCC